This is a messenger RNA of Fonsecaea multimorphosa CBS 102226, 951 nucleotides long. RefSeq lists its product as uncharacterized. Gene Ontology annotation, biological process: ubiquitin-dependent protein catabolic process; establishment or maintenance of cell polarity. Bases 1 to 951 code for a protein of 316 amino acids. NCBI's taxonomy places the organism in Eukaryota, Fungi, Ascomycota, Eurotiomycetes, Chaetothyriales, Herpotrichiellaceae. The record is from RefSeq and is a predicted model, not a curated record. The transcript has a single exon. Gene Ontology annotation, cellular component: MUB1-RAD6-UBR2 ubiquitin ligase complex.
AUGAGAGAAGUCAACUUCAGCAUCCCCAAUGUCAACAAGGCCUCUGUCCAUAUCACUACCACCCUUUAUGACCGCCGAGCCCUGGAUUGCACUUCGACCCUCCCCCUUAUAAACUCCCUCAAUCACUUAGCAUACCUGACGACUUCUUCCGCACGUAUUCGCGAUAUCCUUACAGUCGAUGGCGGCGUUGAGCGCCUUGUCUGCAUAUUGAAGGAGGGCCGGAGCAAGGAUGAAAUGCACAUGUGGAAAUGGAAUCUCGCUUUUCAAUGCAUCGUAAAUAUUGGUGUCCGAGGCUCAGAAAACGUGCGGACGCGCGUGGUGGAAGCAGACAUGGUCCCUGUCAUUGCGACAGUCCUGUGGGACUACAUCUUGGUCAUCGAAAUGGAAAAGGCAAAGGCCGAUGCUGAGCAGGAGAAACGCAACGGAUCCAAGCACUCGGGGAGUUCGAAAGCCUCGAAACUGUCUCGAGAACUAACACAAGAUUCUGCACCAAGGACUUCCUUCUUUGAGCAUCUGCACGCGGCCACCGAUCACCGUUCCAAUCGUCGCCAGGCGCCCCCUCCGUCCUUGGAUCUACCACAAUCUUUUUCGCAGAGUUUUGGCGCCACAGAAACAGGGCCGGCAGAGGGAGCAAGCAUUAUGCCUCCAAGCGUUUUCACCUCACCUCCCGAACGGACAAUGUUUCCCCGACGUGAUAUGCACCAUCACAACCGGGGCCACGAGAGCAGGAAUUCUUUCCACAGAUCUCUCAACUUGCAACCUCCGGCUACAGCAGUGCCUUCGAUGGAUGCGUCCGACGGAUUUUCAUUGCGGCCAGUCCGGGAGGUGGAUAGACUACCUUCCAUGCUACCUCCACUAAAUACAGGCGUGACAUCUCAUCCCGACUCGCCGACUACACUCCAUCUGCACCACUCCAUCGCGGAAUGCUCUCUCCCGUUGGUCGCCGCAUGA